AUGGUCUUCGCCAUGGAGCGUUCGGGCAGUGUAUGCGAGAUGGCCUUGACCCUGCUCGUCUACAUUGCUCGGAACGAGGAGCUGACUCUCAAAGACAUCGAGAACGGAUUUGACGACAUGUACAGGAACAUGUCGGACAUCUUGCUCGAUGUGCCUGAUGCUGAAGAUAUGGCGCGGAGUUUCGUGGUGGAGGCGAUGAAGCACAAGGUGUUGAGGGAAACGUGGCCUGAUCCAGAAGAGCCAGACGAGUGA
This is a messenger RNA of Symbiodinium natans, 252 nucleotides long. NCBI's taxonomy places the organism in Eukaryota, Dinophyceae, Suessiales, Symbiodiniaceae. The record is from the annotation of a GenBank genome assembly.